CGGACGCGAUGGCCCCCGCCAUGCAGCCGGCCGAGAUUCAGUUCGCUCAGCGGCUGGCGUCCCACGAGAAGGGCAUCCGGGACCGGGCGAUGAGGAAGCUGCGCCAGUACAUCAGCGUGAAGACGCAGAGGGAGACAGGUCUCCCGGGAGAGAAGAGAGUGCUUCCUGAGACCCGCGAGAGGGGAUCUUCUGUCCAUUCUCACACCAGCUCCCUGCCCCCGGGACUCCUGCCUUCCCUCCCAGGCCCUGCCUUGAAAGGGGGCAGCUCUGGAGAGGGCGAGAUAGUGAAACUGCUGAGCGGAAACAAGGAUGCCCAGUCCCGAGCUUCAUGUAGGAACUGGUGUCGUUUAAGUCCUAUUUCAUCAAUGUUUGUGCCUUUCAAGUUUCAUUAUGAUGAGUUUUCUAAACAGUAAAAGAAAAGAAAGAAAACAGCCCAUGACAACAUUUUCAUUUUGAUACUCUCAUGCCGUUCUUUUUUUUCCCUUCUUUUCUUUAAGGAAUAUUUCAAAUGUAUCAUUUCAAAUGCAAGUACUUUGCUUCAGUAUUUAUUAAUUACCUGGCCAGGUCAUCUGAUUGGCCCACUUCCUCCUUCCCACGAGAUUCUUGGGAAGCAAACCCCUGGUGUCUUAUUGCACCUCCUGAUACCUGAGUGUGUACCUCUGAGAUAAGGACCCUGCUAAUGUAACCACAUUGUCACACCUUUAGGAAAGUUUUCCUUAAUAUGAAAUAUCAAUCUUGUGCAUUCCCAUCAUUUCAUACACUCUUUAUGACAAAUUAGAAUCCACAUGAGACCCACCCAUAGUGUUUGCUUGUCGUGUCUACAGCGACUCUUCAAUCCUAACAGUUCUUAUCCGGCUUUUCUUUUCCUUGCACUUAUUUGUUGGAAGAACUGGGUCGUUUGUCCUAUGGAGACCCCAACAUUUGGGGUUUUGCUGACUGCAUCCCAUGGUCUCAUUUAAUUUGUUUUUCUGUCUCCUAUAGUUCCUGCAAACUGGUAUUAAAAGUUAACAUUUGAAGCAAUGUAGGUUCAGUUUUUUGUUUUUGUGAGAACACUUACCAAGCAGUUCUGUGUUCUUCCUGCUGCAUCAUGUGGGGCAUCCAAUGGGCUUGGUGGUGUUGGUCUGACGCAUGCACUGUGAAACCCAUCAGUAGCCUUUCAUCUGCUGUUUCAGUGCCACUGAUGACCCUGCCCAGAUAGAUCCAUGUUUCAUUAGUCUGAACAUGGUUGGAUGUAAACACAGGAGACCAUGCCAGAGGUGCUGCAGUUGUGACUAAGUCGGUGUGCUCUGGUGGAGCCCACCACUCACAUGUAGUGUCCUCAGUGGGAAGAGCCCCGGGUGUGUCUUAUUUGUAACAGACAGGUGAAGGAAAACCAGUUUGCCUGACCCCUAAAGGAAAGGCACUUUAAUAAGCCAAUUUCACUAUAGUUUCUGGCAAAUGAGAGCCUAUCACAAAGAAUCAAAAUGCACCGUGAUGAAAUUGUUGGCAUGGGAAAGGUCUUUAGUAACUUGGAGAUCAGUACCUUAUACAGCUCUUCAGCUUCCUCCAAAUAAAAUAAGUAAAGCUCAUUCUGUCAGAAGGGAUCUCCUCAUCACUCUGAACUAAUCCUGUGGAGUCCUGAGAUCACAUUGAUUCUAAAUACAUACUUGUUUACAUUCACUGCAUCUGUCCUUUGCUGCACCGCAGGGUUCUUCCCAGGACCUUCAAGUGAAGGAUUAUAAAGACCGCUGUAACGGGCAUCAGGCUUGAGGGUUCUGUCUGUCCUCUGCAGGCUUGGAGACUGCAGGACUGUGCACUUACCUGAUCUCGUGAGUCCUUAGGUUACUCCGCAGUCGUUUGGUGACGCCUAGGGUCAACCCACGGAGAAGGCAAUGGCAUCCCACUUCAGUACUCUUGCCUGGAAAAUCCCAUGGACAGAGGAGCCUGGUAGGCUGCAGUCCAUGAGGUCGCUAAGAGUCAGACAUGACUGAGCGACUUCACUUUCACUUUUCACUUUCAUGCUCUGGAGAAGGAAAUGGCAACCCACUCCAGUGUUCUUGCCUGGAGAAUCCCAGGGAUGGGGGAGCCUGGUGGGCUGCCAUCUAUGGGGUCGCACAGAGUCGGACACAACUGAAGUGACUUAGCAGCAGCAGUAGCAGCAGCAGGGUCGACCCAGGAGGCGGGAGUCUGUGUACAACUUGUGGCUUGGCCGUAGGGAUUUCAGGCGGAGAGGAGGGCUGGAAUAAUGAGAACAAGGCUGACCUGGAUGAUGCCACCUAAAACUGCACAUGCCUGGGGGUUUCAGCCAAGAAGAACUUCUAAAAAUCUGGAAAGGGCUGUUCUAUUGCAUGUGGGUGCAGGAUGAACCUCUUCUGCAGGAGGAGCUAGCGAACACUAUUUCCCAACUCAUCCAUGUUGUUAACAACUCAGAGGCUCAGCACCUGUUCAUCCAGACCUUCUGGCAGACCGUGAAUCGCGAGUGGCCUGGCAUCGAUGGGCUCCGCCUGGACAAAUUCCACAUGCUGAUCCGUCUGGUCCUGAGGCAGUCCUUCGAAGUUCUGAAGCGAAACGGCUGGGAAGAAAGCCGUAUCAAGCUUUUCCUCGACGUCUUGAUGAAGGAGGUCCUGCAUCCUGAGAGUCGGUCUCCAAACGGAGUGAAGUUCCACUUCAUCAACAUUUACCUGGACGAGCUGUCCAGGGUGGGCGGGAAGGAGCUUUUGGCAGAUCAGAAUCUCAAGUUUAUUGAUCCAUUCUGCAAGAUCGCUGCCAAGAGUAGGGACCAGACUUUGGUACAGACUAUAGCUAGGGGUGUUUUUGAAGUCAUUGUAGAUCAGUCUCCUUUUGUACCUGAAGAGACAGUCAAGGAACAGAAAACACAAGUGGGUGGCAGCAACCUCUCAGAGGAAGAGACAUCUGAAAACGAAAUGACGUGGAGAAAAGCAGUCAGGAAAAAGAAAGCAGCACGGGGCAAAUAUCACUCUGGAAAAGAGUGCAGCCAGGAAGGCGGACAGGAUGGCGGCGGAAGUGUGGAGGACACUGGGCCACUUCUCCAGUUUGACUACAAGGCAGUUGCUGACCGACUCCUGGAAAUGACCAACAGGAAAAACAUCCCUCCCUUCAACAGGAAAAGUCUCUCCGAGCUCAUCAAGAAAUUCCAAGAUCUCUCUGAAGCAGGCAGUCUCUCUCACCUCAGUUUUGCUGAGGAUAGCACUGCUGACGAAGAUGACCAGACCCGCAGUCAAGGAACACAUAAGAAGAAAGGGAAUAAACUUUUGCAGAAGACAGACAUGGCAGGAGGGAAAGGAACCAAGUUCUUCCCUGCCAAGGAAGAGGAGAGCAAAGGUGGCAUUCCAAAGAAAAAGAGGAAAAAGAAGAAGAAGAACCAACUCCUCCAGGCUGAAUGCACAGGGCCCAGUGGGGAAACCACAAGCCAAGAACAGAAUGGGAGCGAGGAGCCAGAGGCCAGUCCCAAAAGAGCCCCGGAGGCAAGUGGAGCUGAGCUGGGAAUUUUGGCCAUGCCGGGCACCCGGGAGCAGAGCAGCUUGGAGCGCCCCUCCUUACAGAGUAGGAGGAAGCGGCCCAGGAAGAGGAGCCCACGGAUCCAGGUGGAGGGCCUGGAGUCAACAGCAUCGCCUCUGGAGGGGGUAGCCCCUCGAGUGGCCCCAGCCAGCGGUGCCCCGGUCCUGAAGAGGAGGCGGGAGCUGGGAGCCCUGCUGGUCAAUGGCAGUGGCCCGCCUGUGCUGGCCUGGCCCGCGCCCCAGAGGGAAGGACCCCCAGCCAGCCCAGCAGACAGAGGGGACUGCCCCGCCACCCUGCCCCCGGGCGAGAAACUGAAGAAGAGUGGGGGGCCCAGCGGCCUUGACCUCUACAACUCGUGUGCUCAGAAAGCUGCCAUUUUGAAAAAGAGGAAGAAAAUGAAGGAGAUGUCAAACUCUGUGGAGCCCAGAGGGAUGAAGCUCGUCCCAGCCCUGGGCAGUGGUGGGGUGCAUGGCCCUUUGAAGAAGAAGCUGAGGACGGAGAAGGACUUCGUGAAGUUUGACGCCGCGUCCUCCCCGAAGCCCCUGUUCUUCAGGAAGGCCAAGGGCAGCAUCGCUGCCUCACCAGGCCCCACCCUGCAGUCACACAGAACCCCGUCCAGCUCCAAGAAGGUGACCUUUGGGUUGAACAGGAACAUGACAGCAGAGUUCAAGAAGACAGACAAGAGCAUCUUGGUCAGUCCUACGGGCCCCUCCCGAGUGGCCUUCAACCCUGAGCAGAGGCCCCUCCAUGGGGUGCUGAAGACCCCCACCAGCUCACCGGCCAGCACCCCUCUGGGCCCCAAGAAACCGCUGACCACCAUGCCAAAGAGAAGGCCAACAGCUAUGGACUUUUUCUAAGAUAGUCAGAGUCCUUUUAAAGACUGCUUUUGUACAGAAUAUUCUAUAAAUUAUAAUGUUUAAAAGGCAGGGGCCUUUGUAUUGUUUUUAUAAAUUCCCAUGAAUUGUGUGUACAGGGCUCUAGGUGAGCCUCAGGUCUGCUCCCUGGCCCUGUUGGCAGGGCUGCGGGCAGUGUUCACACAUGAGCCGUCCACUCUCCACGCCCUGGCUGCGGGCGCGAGGCCGUGGGCCUGGGAGCUCGCUGCCAGCGCCCCAGCGCUGCUGCUGUGCCUGCUCGUGUCCGGGGCUCAGGUUGCCUCCAGCCCCUGCGUGUGCAGCUGUGAGCGAGGCUGGUUUUCUGAUGGUUUGUGGUCUUAAGAGUCUUUUGUUUUUCGAAGCACGAUUCCCACGUUGUGUGGGUAUUCCGCGGUCCUAGGUAGAUGACAUAGCUGCAUCAGCAAUGCUGUGCUUUCUCUCCGCGCGCUCAGCGGGGUGACCCUUCGAGUAGGGUAUGGGGGGCGGGAGGGGAGAGCCUCUGCCCUCAGGGUCGGCUGCUUCCUCCCUCCCUCUGCCUUGGCCUGGUUUCCUACCUCUAAGCAAGCCUAGGGGGUCCUCCCAGGCACCGCACACCCGCCCGUGUCCAGGUCCUCGUGCCACCUGUGCGCCUUGACCCCCGCGGCUGGCAGCCCUUGGCAGCACCCCCAUCCUGAGUCCCGACUCCUUCCUUCAGAGGCGCAGCUGCCAUGUCUAAAGUGUGGCUUCCUGCCGGAAGGCCAAAGAAGCAACCUUUAAGAAUUGUCUAUGCUUAUUUAUUUGUUUGUAGCUACCUUUUUUUCAGAUGUUGAAGCUUGCACUUACAGAUUUUUAUAAAGUUCUAAAUUUAGUUAAUUACAGCAGAUGGGGUGGGAAACGCUCAGAAUUCAGUUGGAAAAACAGAAACACAGCUUAGAGCAGUGCUGGCCCGGUGGUUGCUCAAGCCCUGGGAAACGGCAUCUGCCCCUUGGGCCUGGGUGAUGGACAGGACGCUGAUCUGAAACCUUAGGAAAGCCCCUGGGCACCCCCUUCCUGGCCACAUCAUGAGCUGCAUUCUCAGAGGAGGUGGCAUAAUCUGGGGAAGACAUACUUUCAGGUCUCAGCUCGAUGCGUCUCAGGCCUCCCCAGCAGAGAACCUCGGUAGUCCCAGCCGCAACUUGGGGUGACAGGGACCCACUGGGGCUGCAGGGCUGGUGUGACUUCAGUUUCCUUGAUCACGUGAUCAGUAUGGGGCCUCUGCCAAGACCUGGGUCCAGUCAGGGGGCCCUGGUGAGGAGGAGGACGUCUGGACUUUGUGCUCGGCCUGCUGUCUAAUGAAGCUGUGUCACGUCAGGCCACGAGGAAGAAAUCAUUACUGCUGUGCUGUUAAAUCGUCGCUGUAACGCCAGGUCUCACGCACCAGGUCACCUUGUGGUUGCAUGGUUUUUAGUGUGCUGCCUUUGAUAUAAUCUUAUCGAAACCAAAACUGAUAGUAUGAAAAGGUUAGAUUUGAACACUCAGAUAUUUUUAACUUUUUAUUUAAAAAAAAUGUCUCAUUAUCCUUGGUCAAAUUAUUUUUCUAACAGUUCUUAUUUCAGUGUUAAAGAUGGGUCAUGUAGCCAAAUGGCCAUCUAAUCCUGCGAUGUUAAGACCCUUGUCUUAGCGAGGCAUCCAGUGGUGAAAAUGGCUUGUUGGUCCUCCAGUUGAGGGCGAGAACUUUCCUUCUUCGCUGUGGUGCGUCAGCUGUCUGUCAGGCCCCAACAGGGGCCUCCUGGGGACCCGGGCCCAGGAGUGACAGUGUGUCUUGGGUUCCAUCUAUCUUUCUCUGAACCUGUUCUGACUUACUCCAUUUUGUGGGUAAACUCAGUAGGUUUACUGCAGCUUAUAAUUAAUGCAUAAAUUUGGGCUACAAUUUUUAGAAAUUCUCAUUCCAUGCAUUUAACAAGAAUGUAUCCAUAAUGAAAAUGUCUUCUGAAUGCCAGUUUUCUAUUGGGUGCAUGUCAUUUUCCUAGAUAAAUUGCCAGGGACACUUGAACAUCCAGAAAAGGAAAUUAUUUAAAUCCGUGCCGGUGGUCUUUCAGUAUUUUGUAAAACGAUCAUCUUCCCUUGAACCCCACAGGAUUGAUCGAUUUUGUACGGUUUGGUAUCUCACUUUGCAAACGUUGUUACCCUUUCUAACUUUUACUAAAGCGAAAGCACAAAGAAAAGCGUAAAGAAAACCGGAAAGCCGUCACUAGUGUGGGAAAGAACAUGAACCCGACUCUGUCUCUCAAUGUGUGUGUGUGUUUUCUCUGACUUUUCCUGACGCUACUGGCAAGGCCUGUUUGUUUACAAUCAUUUUGUAUUCGUGUCUACAGGGUUUGUCAGUACUCAUCAAAGCCAAAUCCAAUUAAAAAAAAAAAAAACC
Messenger RNA from Dama dama (fallow deer), 6753 nucleotides. It is a transcript of the gene RRP1B, whose product is annotated as ribosomal RNA processing 1B. The coding region runs from base 2268 to 4355 and encodes 695 amino acids. The transcript has 17 exons. Gene Ontology annotation, biological process: rRNA processing. NCBI's taxonomy places the organism in Eukaryota, Metazoa, Chordata, Mammalia, Artiodactyla, Cervidae. The record is from RefSeq and is a predicted model, not a curated record. Gene Ontology annotation, cellular component: nucleus; preribosome, small subunit precursor; preribosome, large subunit precursor.